This is a messenger RNA of Vicugna pacos (alpaca), 1323 nucleotides long. Its product is annotated as KIAA0040 ortholog. The record is from RefSeq and is a predicted model, not a curated record. NCBI's taxonomy places the organism in Eukaryota, Metazoa, Chordata, Mammalia, Artiodactyla, Camelidae.
CGUCCCUGGGAACUUCAGUGCGCCUGUGAAAGCGACUGGGGACUGGCGCCGCAGCAGGAGAGCGAGCGGCUGCGUCCUGCAGGAGGCGUGCUCCGGGACGACGGGGCACCCACACCCGGCGGCAGGUACGCGCGGCGCGGGGCGGUCCCCGCUGACCCUGCACCCAGGCCUGGACCGCGCAGGACUUCCAGGGGCUUCCGACGAGGCAUCGGGACCUCGCCCCUGCGCCAGAUCGCUGUCUCGCCGGCAGCACCCGGCGGCCCCCUGGGCGGCCGCGCCUGCAGGAAGCCCUCCGGUAGACUCAAAGGUGCUAUCUGUGGCAUGCCCAAGCCCAAAGCUGGAAGAGGAAGAAGUUACACGUGGGCAAGUCUACGUCCUCUUGCGCCCAGGACUUGCUGCUGAGCUGAGAGGUCUCUCUGGCCCAGCCCAGCCAAGCACCAUGGAGAAAAUCAGUGCCUUCUUCAGUGCCAUCUGGGACACCAUCUCAACCAAACACCAGGAGCACCUCUUCAACAGCAUCUGUCUGGGCAUCCUGCUGGGGCUGCCCCUGCUGGUGAUCAUUGCAUUCCUCUUCAUCUGUUGCCACUGCUGCUGGAGCCGGUCGGGCAAAAGCGGCCAACAGCCAGAGCAGAACAAGGGGAAGAAGAAGAAGAAAAAGAAGAAGGCUGAAGAAGACCUCUGGAUCUCCGCCCAGCCCAAGCUUCUCCAGAUGGAAAAGAGGCCCUCACUGCCUGUCUAGUUAGGCAGGAGGCAGAGGUGUCCUCCCUUGGGGGCUCAGCUGCCUUCCAACCACACACAGGGUAGGGGGCAGAAGUCCCUGAAGUGCUGCCCUCACAUCCACAGAGGAACUACUCAACCAGGGAGCAAACCUCGGAUUGAGUGUCCUCGUGGAGGGCACUCCCGGGGAGCUCGGGGACAAGUCUUGGGUGAUGUCUCAGCCCUUCCAUGUCCAAUCGCAAUGCUCUUGACUACAGACUCAGGCAUGCCUUCCACCUAUCUCUGGCAUGUUCCAUAUGCAAAGCACAAGGAACAUGUAUCCAUGUAUCUUGACAUAUCUCCCAAAUGCACACACGCACACCAUGCACACACCACAAAUAAACACACACAUACACACACACACACACACACACUAUUCAGGCAACAUGUCCCUGGGCAAGUAUAUUCUGUUUAUCAAACGUCACUAAAUGUCUACUUUAUGGAAGGCUCUAAACGAGGCAGAACAUUAUCUGCUCUUGCAAAAACAUCUCAUAGGGAGGCCUGGCCAAUCCAGGCACACAGACACAAUUACAGAACCAGGCAAGGAGCCUACUUGCUGUCAGUUCC